Messenger RNA from Laccaria bicolor S238N-H82, 153 nucleotides. RefSeq lists its product as uncharacterized. The transcript has a single exon. The coding region runs from base 1 to 153 and encodes 50 amino acids. The record is from RefSeq and is a predicted model, not a curated record. Lineage: Eukaryota; Fungi; Basidiomycota; Agaricomycetes; Agaricales; Hydnangiaceae.
AUGCAAAUGCACAAAGUAUUUUUCACCAAUGGCAUAAUCCUCACCUUGAAGAAAUACUCCAGCAUUGAUGGAUGCACUGCAAGAAGAAUGUCAAACCUGAAAUUGCCUAGUUGGAGCCCAGAUGCCAAUUUGCACCAGGCUUUGAGACAAUAA